AUGCAGGCAUCCUCCCUCAAACCGGCGGAAGCUGCUGUUGGUGCUCUACUUGUGGGGGGUGCUGCUGUAGGUUUUGCUGUAGCAGGCGCUGUAGAGGCUGGUAAGGCUAUUGAAGAUGGAAUUGACGAGCAUGAGGCCAAGAAGAAGGCCGAGAAGGGUUCUUAG
Molecule: messenger RNA, 165 nt
Organism: Colletotrichum graminicola M1.001
Lineage: Eukaryota; Fungi; Ascomycota; Sordariomycetes; Glomerellales; Glomerellaceae
Exons: 3
Coding region: 1-165 (54 amino acids)
Source: RefSeq, a predicted model, not a curated record